Molecule: messenger RNA, 828 nt
Organism: Helicoverpa zea (corn earworm)
Lineage: Eukaryota; Metazoa; Arthropoda; Insecta; Lepidoptera; Noctuidae
Exons: 4
Coding region: 119-577 (152 amino acids)
Source: RefSeq, a predicted model, not a curated record
AAAUAUUUAUUUAGUUUUCGGUAUUCUAUUUUGUCGAGUCAAAACAUUUGAAACGAAUUUCCAAACUAUAACCGAUGUGGUCGUUUUGGAUAAAUAUUCCGUGAAGAAAUAUAUAAAUAUGUACCAAACACUUAUUGAUUACGUAGAAUCUAUGAAUAUGCUUUUCAAAUUAAUGGUUGUCAUAAUUUUAGUAGGUUCGUCUGCUAGGGCAGUCGUCGAAUUAUAUGAAGUUAUUUUCGUUUUGAAACGUCAAGAUUUUCUCGAGGUUAUAAUAUUGUUUGUGAUUGGAUAUCUUAAUGAACCUAUUUUUGCUGCCACUCUGUUGUCCAUGGUAACAGACUUGAUUCAAGAUAAACUGACAAACAUUAAGUGUAAAAUGAUUGCACAAAGAAAUCGUACUAAUGAUGAACGGUUACGUUUUGAGAUACAACAGUUACUGAUGUUAAUGGAUAAUCGUCCGCUCCAGUUUGGUAUCUUUCCUAACUUGCCUAUGACGUUGAGGGUUUAUCUCGGCUUUAUGUCUUUUGCUACAAUUAACAUAAUUGCUGUUUUACAAAUCAAAUCAUUUUAUUCUUAAUUGUAUACCAGCGUGUUUUUAAACUAUUAAUUAAUUCUACUUAUGUUGUGAUCUUCAAGCAAUUCUGUAACAUUGUGUGCUAGUUUGUCGUACUUCUUGGUCAGUGGCUUACGCCCCCAGUCAUAGAAGCACCCGUAGCCGAUACCCCCGAUUAGAUUUACCUAAUUAAAAGCUCAUUUUGGGGGCGUCGGCCACAGGUGCUUCGACCGGCGGGGCCGAUGGGAGCCUUCGCUACUGAUUCGUAUUUUAUG